AGCUCGGGUCAGAGUUCAUUAAACAUCGCCAGAGCUCGCAGCAUAUUCAUGUGUCUCAUACUUUUCUACAGACAGUGCACUGUGCGUGUUCUAUUUACCCUUCGGGUCUCUUCGGCCUGAGACGGGGUAACACCAGCUCCGACAUCCGACUUCUGAGGCAUAAAUCAUCUCACCUGACAUCACUGUAUCACAUAGAGGAACCUUCUGCGAGAAAAGGCUAAAAGCUCAAGUCUCUUCUACACACAGUACGAUCAGAGGCUACGAAGGGUAUUUGUUGUGAGUGAUAUGAAGCCAUUAAGAUGCUUUUUGUCCAUUUUGAAGAUCGAUAAACGACAAACCAGUCUAAAUGGUUUAAAAGGUCUGGCUUUUUAUAGGCCCACAUUUAUUCGUUUAGCAGAUGCUUUUAACCAGAGUUACAAAGAAUAAGAAAUAAGUCCUCUAGAUGGCGCCAUCUGUACUGCUUUUUAAGCAGAAUAGAUGGCGGAUGCUGUUUAUUUUGAAUGCUGUUGUCAUUAUAUUCUGUAUUCUGAUUUUUUUUUCUUCUUCUUCUUUUUUUAUCAUAUUAAUAAACGAUCCUAAUUGUGGUUCUACUUUGGGUUCCCAUUAAAGACUUUCUCCUCUGAAAGCUGAUAUUCAAAAUAGUUUUCUACUGAAGCAUAGUUCCCUUGUUGCAUCAUCACUCCACCCCACUGUCUCGUUCAUGUAAGUAAAGGGGAAACAACCACCAAUUGUUCGUGCAAAGACGUUGUGGUGAGCAUUGAUAACACACUUGAAGGAAGGACAAACGGAAAGGACCGAAAAUGGCAAACAGCAGUUUGGGACCUGGAAAUCUCAUAGGUCAGCCGCUGAACAACUUAAUGCAGACAGUCUUAUCAGCGAUCAAUAGUGUGGGAGAUGGAGGUCAACAGAACAACUCAACGCAGACAGUCUUAUCAGGCAUUGAAAUCUUCAAUAUAUGCAUAUACUUUGUCGUCUUUGCUCUGGGUAUUGUUGGAAACGGGCUUGUCAUAUAUGUGACUGGCUACAAAAUGAAGACGACCGUCAACUCCAUUUGGUUUCUCAACCUGGCGAUUGCAGAUUUUAUCUUCAUAUUAAUCAUCAUCCUCUACAUUGUUACUGCCUUUAACAAGAUUUGGCUCUUUGGUGACUUUAUGUGCAAAUUUGUCUCCUUCGUGACGGUGCUUAACAUGUUUGCCAGCAUUUUUUUGCUCACCGCUAUUAGUCUGGACCGAUGCCUGUCCACCUGGGUGAUUGUUUGGGCUCAAAACAAACGAACUCUGUUCAAAGCCAGGAUCAUCUGUACAUUCAUGUGGUUUUUGUCCAUUGGCUGCAGCAUCCCGUUUGUUAGGUGCCGCUCAGGACAGAAUAAUACAUGCUCCUAUGUUUGCACUACAGACAUCAUGAAGUCUCUGUUCAUAUACAGGUUUAUGGUGGGCUUUCUCAUCCCCUUCCUGAUCAUUGCAUCUUCAUACAUUGCUAUUGGAGUGCGAGCCAAACGUCUCAAAAGAGGAAAGAAGCUUAAGCCUUUCCGGGUCAUUAUAUCUGUGAUCCUGGCCUUUUUCAUAUGCUGGUUUCCUUUCCAUGUUCAACAGCUGUUUUCCAUAACUGCACAGGAGAAUCAAUGGUCUGACAUGUAUAAAGUUUUUAACAAUAUAGGACCAUUUGUUAACUGCCUGGUUCAUCUCAACAGCUGUCUGAACCCCAUUCUUUAUGUGUUCAUGUGUGAGGAGUUUAAGAAGAAGCUCAAACAGUCUCUGCUCCUGGUGCUGGAGACGGCUUUUGCAGAAGAACAUCUGUCUUUCCGAUCAUCUCGCCCUUCCACGUGUUCACGCCUCUCAGAAUCACAAAGUCUCAAGCAGACAAAUGAAACAACCAUGUCGUCAUGUGGCAGCAACCAGGACAUCAAUACAUGCUGUUAGAAAAUCAGUCUCAGUUAGACUGAAGUGAUCUGAUAAAACAUAUUACAAGCUGUCCACAUUGCUGCCUUGAUGCCUACUGUCUCUUGGCAGAGGUUCAAAGCCAUAUUUGUUUCUAAGACAAUCUGAAGGUUUAAAACAUUGCAAUUUAUGCGCCAUCAGUGACAUCAAACUAAAACAAUGAUUUUUCAUUGUUGACUUUCACAUGCCCCAUUUCCCAUUGGUUGGACAAACUGAUAGCCCCGCCCCAAACUCACACCAUUGGUCGGGUCAGUGUUGCUGCUUGGUUGAAAAUGAUUUGUGUUGUUUAUGCUUUAUGUGGAAAACCUACAAAUGAUUUAUUUUAUACUUUGCUUUGCUUAUUAAAGUGGCUUUGCGGAAAUAUUUUAACAUUAAACAGAUAUUUUUCAGUUUUACAUAUUUUUUUUCGUUGACUUGUUUUACACAACUUUUUGUAAUACUGUAAAUUUAGGGAUAAUAUCUGUUUGUUUGUUGGUUUGUUUUUUACUAAUGUUUAUCUAAUCACCAAAACUGAAGAAAUUCUGUCUGAAACAUUCUGUCUGUAAUCUUCCAGUUUUUUAUAAAUACAA
Messenger RNA from Labeo rohita (rohu), 2506 nucleotides. Its product is annotated as C3a anaphylatoxin chemotactic receptor-like. The coding region runs from base 801 to 1919 and encodes 372 amino acids. NCBI's taxonomy places the organism in Eukaryota, Metazoa, Chordata, Actinopteri, Cypriniformes, Cyprinidae. The transcript is spliced from 6 exons. Gene Ontology annotation, biological process: inflammatory response; positive regulation of cytosolic calcium ion concentration; phospholipase C-activating G protein-coupled receptor signaling pathway. Gene Ontology annotation, molecular function: complement receptor activity; G protein-coupled receptor activity. The record is from RefSeq and is a predicted model, not a curated record. Gene Ontology annotation, cellular component: plasma membrane.